This is a messenger RNA of Dujonia railenensis, 3600 nucleotides long. The record is from the annotation of a GenBank genome assembly. NCBI's taxonomy places the organism in Eukaryota, Fungi, Ascomycota, Pichiomycetes, Serinales, Debaryomycetaceae.
AUGGACAAAGAGCACCAUAUUGAAGUGUUAAGCUCCUCGAGUUUGGGUUCUAGCAGUGGUACUUCUGAAGCUGAGAAAGAAUCUUAUGUCUUCAAAUCAGCAACUAGCCUAUCCACAAGGACUGUGCCUAUUGCAAGAAAGCCCAGCAUACCCGACAGCACCCCUUCAAGAAGACCCUCUGUAGUGAGACAGUCAUCUACAGAUAUUCUACAGAGCAAUGAUAAGCUCUUCAAGGCUUCCAAUCAGUCCAAGUUUUGGCAGCAUGGCUUCCCCUUGCCCCAUACAGUAUUGAAGUAUAAACCUAUCAGUGAUAGCAGUAAAGCGAAUACUUUAAGUGAUUCUUUAGCUCGACAAAAUUUUGAUCCUAUGUUGUCCCUUGAGCCUGUGGAAUAUAUACAAUACGAAAAUAUCAAGAGAGAUAGGUUGAAGAAAGAAUUGCUUAAGAAUAAAGACCAUGUAUCAGGGUUUCCAGAGAGCAAUUCAUCUACCGAGAGCAAACUCGACGAGGCAGUGAAGCAGAAAGACUUUGAGAUCUUUGGUAAAAAUGAAGAAGCUCAAGGGUUUCAAGGAUAUUAUUCUAUCCCUAAAGCUACUAUGAAUGCACCUGAACCUCCUAACAUUGCUCUAAGACUGGAAUGGGAUAACACUGCUCAGACUGGAGGGAAAGAGAAAGAAGAAGAAAAGAAUAAAGAAGAUACACACCUAUUGCCAGAGUUUUCUAUGAAAAUUCUCCCAACAGUAGUUUACCAUUGUUUUCACAAUUCUCCCAUUGGAAGUUUUGUCUUCGGUGGGUUGUAUACGGAUCCAAAUGUCGAUUUCCAGUCCCUAGGAAUUUCCUGUGAUGUUGAACCGGAAAACAUUUCUGUUCAUUUCCCCUGCGAAUUGCCUCCACAUAUCGAUAGAGAGAUUAUAAUGAACCCAUAUAUGAUUAUGAAUCCUCACUUUUAUCGCAUUAAACCUCAAACUGGUACCAUCACACUUUUGGAUAGUUUCACUGGUCUGCGACUUCCUAAGUUUUGUCUGAUGUCCUCAGUUAAAAUAUCUAAGAGACAAAUUUUCUACUAUGGAGGAUUUCUGGUCGAAAAUAUAUCUAGUGAGUAUCUACCAGAUAGCAAUAGAUGGAUAAUUGAAAAGAGGUUGGUCCUCAAUACUGAUGGAUACAUACUAGAUAUUUUUGACUUGACUUUCCAAAAGAUUACUUUAGAGUCUAGCGAUGGGUGUGUUGUUCGAGGAAGAAUUGGCCAUGCUAUUGCGGCAAGUUCACACGACGAAUGGAAGGAUCUUUUGGCUAUGUCAGGUGGAGACAACGAUGAUGCAUUUAGCGAUAGAGCUAGCGGAGAAGGUUCUAACAACUCUCCUAUAUUCAAUGAUGGAAGUAGUCAUCAUUCGAGUGCGUCGAACUUGAACCUAAACAAUGUACCUUCUAGGUCAACACCUAAGGCAGCUCCCAACUUUAUAAAGUUGCCCGUUUCGGGGUCUGUUACGGAUUCAAUUUCUUCUGUUACUGCUUCAGCUGCGAGGACCCCAUCCACAUACUAUGAAGAGAAAUCUACCACUUCUUCCUUUGUCGAGCAACCACAGCCAAGAAAGCCUCAUUUGCACCAUAUUGCCUCAGAACUGUAUACUGCAACCAAAAGCGAACCUCCCACUCCUCUUUCGUUACCUAGUAACCAAAGUAUUUUGACGAAGACUCCCAGCUUAUCUAAAUAUGAUACAGGGUCUUCACUGAGGUCAACGAAUCUGAGCAGAAGUAAAAAUUCAGCUCCUGCUCAUCUGUCUCCGACCUUGUCUAAGAACAUUGGGAGCGUGUUACUGAUGUCUUCAAAACUUUUUCAUAGAAAUCAUCAAAGGAGUGCUUCUUCCAACCCUCAACAACAAACUGUACAUCAACAGCAGCAACAACAUCAGCAACUGCAACUGCAGCUGCAACAACAAUCUCAAACUGUAACAUCAGCGCAUCAAUCAAAUAUGCCUCCUCCUAAUGCUUCAAACACUAACACAUCAUCAAGUUCAAACUCAUCAGCUACCCAAGGCAGUAAUUUUAAUCUUUCGAGUACAUACUCAAAUCAGGUCAAGCAACAUAGAUCAAAUUCAAAUCAAAGUAGUGGAGGAAGUAGGCCCACAUCGCCUAUAGCCCUGCCUUUACUGCCAAAUGCACAUGCAAAGCCAUUUACUUCAAGACUUAUCACAGAAACAUCACAGGUACAAAGUUCAAAUCCUAGGAAAGAGUACGAAUCUAAUAAGGUGUCACCAAAGGCUAACAAAAAAUCUUCCACAAAAGCUGAAGAGUACUUGACAUUCAGUCCUGUAGUUGGCCCAGUAAAACAUCCUGCUAUUAAAAACAUUUAUGAUGAAAGCGAGAGUGAAAAGUCCUACGAUUUCGAAACCAUAUCAGUAUUUAUUUUUGGGGGAUUUGUCUCUGAUAACCUUGAUCUGAAAUAUGUGUCCAGGUUUCUUGCAACGGAUGAUUUAUUUAAAGUUCUGUUGACAGUUAAAAGAUUGUACGAUGAUUUUGUUGACUUCAAAGAUCUGGCAAUUCUAUAUGAAAUGGGAAAGCAUGCAGAAGAAGGAAACUUUGUACAUGGAGAUUUAUGGCCAAGUCCUAGGGGAUACUUCGCUAGUGCUAUUAUCAAUGUGAACUCCACCAUUGCAGACAACUGUCAAAUAAAUUUGUUCCGUAGUAAAAGUGGCCAGAGUGACACUGCAGUCUACGAUUAUGGAGAUGAAGGAGAAAGAUUUUCCAUUAAACCUGGUAGAUCACUGUCUUCCUCCUCUUCAUCGUCAUCGGUAUCAUCACUAGGAGGGUUGGAAACGAGUGCAAGUGAACCUCAGAAGAAAACGCUGAUUACCGCAGGUUCGAAAAAGGUCCUGAGAGCGUCGGAGUCUUAUUUCAAAGGGAAAGCUCUCCUCAUUCAAGGUGGAUGCAAUGAAGAAUAUGAAACGUUUAGCGACUUUUAUUUGUAUGUGUUUGAAACUGGGAAAUGGCAAACUAUGUCAACGUACGCUUAUAAUUACUUUGACUAUCCAUUGCAACCACAUGAAGAUGAAGAUAUCAGCAAACUAACCCAGGAAAAUGCUAAAGAUGAAUCAGAACUCGUUGAGGCCGAAUUAAGGUCGUGUCACCAUCAUGCCCUAUAUUAUCAGAAUGAAGGACGAGACUAUCUAUUCUUUUUAGGAGGACUUAACAAUGAUUAUUUAAGGAAGUUUGACAACAAGGACAAGCCGUACGAGAGUGAUAAGUUCGACGUACUGAGGUUGUCGAGAUUCCAGUUUGCCAGCAAAAAUUACUUCGUAUCCAGGAUCAUGGUAUUGAACCUUCAGACACAAACAUGGAGGUUCUUAAGAUACUACUAUAACAUCAACCAUGUUAUGAAUGAGAAGUUCAUGGACAAGAUACUUCGAAACCCGAGCUGGAUCAAUGCAAGGAUUUGUAAUUUGGGAGGAAGUUUUACGAUAGUUGGCAAGACAAUCACCAUUGGGCAUGGGUUAAUGAUUCCAGUGCCAGAAAAGAAAGAGGAUUUUGAAAAGUUGAAAGGCAGCUAUCCUACCAGUAACCUUCUAUGGGGAGGAUACUUCUCGUGGACAUUCCCCGGACUAUAG